AUGCUGGGCAUUGACAACAAACGCAAAGUGACUGAUAUCAUACAUAGUACUAGUGCUGCUCUUAUUAAAUAUUUCGUUCCGCAUUAUCUUGGCCUUGCACAUAUAAAUCGAGAAGAAAUCAUUAAGAAACAUACAUCAUCAAUUGCUACUCGACUAUUAACUGAAAAUCGUAAUCCUUGUAUAUUGGUCCUUGAUGGAACUUAUUUAUAUAUUCAGAAAAGUCGUAACAACCAAAUGCAGCGCAAAACUUUCAAUCUACACAAAAAUCGUUCACUUAUCAAGCCGAUGGUUGCUGUCACAACUACCGGCUAUAUAGUCUCUGUCUUUGGUCCAUUUUUUUCUGAUAAUAGCAAUAAUGACGCAUCUAUCUUAAAACAUAUUAUGAUAAAUAAUUAUGAUGACAUAUUGCAAUGGGUCGAAGAGAAUGAUAUUAUGAUCCUCGAUCGAGGUUUUCGUGACUCGUUAGGUGUUUUAAAGUCAUUAGGCAUUGAUGUCGCUAUGCCUUCAUUUUUUGGUCCGAAACAAAACCAAUCUGAUGUUCAAGAUGCUAAUAAUUCUCGUUUCGUAACUAUUCUACGUUGGGUUGUAGAGAGCGUCAAUGCUCGCAUCAAACGCUUCAAAUGGUUUAAUCAAGUUAUACCGAAUUCUUCGCUACCAUCUGUACAAGACUUCAUCUGCAUAGUAGCAGCACUACUCAAUUGUUUUCAUGUUUCUAUGGUAACUCCAUCUCCAAAUGAUGAUGAAACUAUUCGCCGCAUGAAUUCGUUAAGAACACAAAACAACACUUUGCAAAUAUUUCUCACCGAUUAA
Molecule: messenger RNA, 810 nt
Organism: Rotaria socialis
Lineage: Eukaryota; Metazoa; Rotifera; Eurotatoria; Philodinida; Philodinidae
Source: the annotation of a GenBank genome assembly